This is a messenger RNA of Aspergillus wentii DTO 134E9, 522 nucleotides long. Its product is annotated as UPF0220 family protein. Lineage: Eukaryota; Fungi; Ascomycota; Eurotiomycetes; Eurotiales; Aspergillaceae. Bases 1 to 522 code for a protein of 173 amino acids. Gene Ontology annotation, biological process: late endosome to vacuole transport via multivesicular body sorting pathway; protein targeting to vacuole. Gene Ontology annotation, cellular component: Vps55/Vps68 complex; fungal-type vacuole membrane. The transcript is spliced from 4 exons. The record is from RefSeq and is a predicted model, not a curated record.
AUGGACGUCUCAAACAACCGUCUCUUUCGGUUCUCGAAGCCGGAAUGGCUCAAUAACUCCACCGUUCGCAGUGCGGGCGUCUACACCUCGGGGGCACUGUUCUCCCUUGGUUUCUUCUUCCUGAUCGAUGCCGCCGCAUUCUCCCAUAGCUCCCGCAAUGGCUCGACCGUCCAUGUGAAGUUCGUGGACUGGAUCCCCGGUAUCUGCUCAUCGCUUGGAAUGCUUGUUAUCAACUCGAUCGAGAAGUCGCGGUUACAUGCGGAUAGCUUCAGCUACAGUGGAAGUGGGGUUGCUUGGAAGGCGCGCUUUGUGCUCUUCUUGGGAUUUGCGCUUCUCGCUGGAGGGUUGGCUGGUAGUGUGACGGUCAUGACUCUCAAGUAUCUCAUCAAGCAAUACCCCCUACAGACGCUCUACUUUGGAAUUGCCAAUGUUGUCGCCAACAGUCUUGUCAUGCUGAGUUCUGUCGUUUUAUGGAUCUCGCAGAACAUAGAGGAUGACUAUACCUACAACCUUGCGCUCUAG